AAAAUUGCUUUGUAAUAUUAUCAGGCCUCACAAUUAACCAACCAACCAACCAUGUCCUCAAACAUGGGUUAGGAAAAAAAAAAUGCAUAUAUAAAUAUAAAAAGUAAAUCAAUUGCAUAACAUUAUUUUGCUUUAGCCUGGCUGCUUUCGCUUUGCUACAAACAUGCUGAAACAAAUUGUGAUCUCCGUGUGUAGUACUGUGAUAGCCGUUAGUAUUGUCGUUUUAAUUCGUACUUUUACCUUCACUGUAAGAACUGACAUUGUUAUUCCCUGUCAGAAAACAGCGGAACAUUCGAAGAUUGAUGUUGGAACAAAUCCACAAAUAGUAGAAAACUUUCGUCAAGCCCUAAGAUUUAAGACCAUCGCUUGGAGUCCUGGUGUUUAUGAAACUGAAGAACUAACCAAGUUACGUCUUUUUAUUGAGCAAACGUAUCCAACUGUCCAAAAGUCACCGUUUGUAAAAUAUGAAGUUGUGGCUAAUUACAGCCUACUGUAUACAAUUGAAGGAAGUGAUAAAACUCUUACUCCCUAUUUGCUGGGAGCACAUUUAGAUGUAGUUCCUGUUACAGAAGAAAACUGGAAAUUUGAUCCUUUUGCAGCUGAACUCCAUGAGGGUUACAUUUAUGGUAGAGGUUCUAUAGAUGUCAAACUUGGUGUUAUGGGUAUCCUGGAGGCUUUGGAGCAUGCUCUGAAAUCAGGUUUUAAACCUAAAAGAUCUUUCUUUGUUGCAUUUGGACAUGAUGAAGAGGUUUCAGGUUAUGAUGGAGCAUUUCAUAUAGCUCGGACUCUUGAAAGACGAGGUGUUAAACUGGAGUUUCUGUUUGAUGAAGGUCUCAUGAUAAUCAAAGAUUUUUUUAAAGGUUUGCCGCCUGUUGCUAUGAUUGGUGUUGUUGAAAAGGGUCAAGCAACUGUGAAACUUUCUGUCAAUGGAACAGCUGGUCACUCAUCAGCUCCUCCAACUGAAUCUGUCAUUGGCAUUUUGUCUGCUGCAAUAUGCAACAUUGAAUCAAACCCACAACCCGAUAUGUUUGGUACUGGUGCAGAAAGAGCUAGUUUUGAACAUCUUGCACCCAAGUUGCCUUUCAUACCUCGUGUUUUACUGUCCAACCUUUGGUUAUUCAGACCUCUUGUGUCAUGGUUUUUGUCUCGCAAACCAGCAACAAAUACUUUCGUCAGGACAGCAAGUGCUGUGACCAGAUUUAAUUCCGGAAUUAAGGAUAAUGUGAUUCCUGCAUCAGCUGAAGCUGUACUUAAUCACCGCAUCCAUCCUUCACAGACAGUUCAACAGGUAAUUGAAUAUGAUCGCAAAAUUAUCAAUGAUGAUAGGGUGAAAAUUACUCUCAAGAGUUCUUUAGACCCUUCUGCUACUUCACCUUAUGAUGAUAAUAGUUUUGGUUACCACACAUUGAAAAACAGCAUCAGAGAAAUAUACACUGAUGUAUUAGUUGUACCAGGACUAAUGAUUGCCAACACAGAUACUCACCACUAUAAACAUAUGACGAAAAGUAUCUACCGAUUCAACCCUGCAUUUGUAACGCCAGAGACUGCAAGCAUGGUUCAUGGAGAUAAUGAAAGAAUAUCAGUAGCAAAUUUUGAAAAAGCUGUUAACUUUUAUUAUCAUGUAAUUUUGAAUUCAGAUCACGAUAAAUUGAGUUCUACUAAGGUAAAUGCUGAGCUAUAAGAAGAUACUAUUGACAUAAAAAAAAUCCUUUGUUUUAUAAUAUACAAAUAUGCAAUUUGUAAUAUGCAUAUGAAAAUACAUAUAAAUAAAAUUGUUGUCUUUUUUAAUAUAGAA
Molecule: messenger RNA, 1795 nt
Organism: Octopus sinensis (East Asian common octopus)
Lineage: Eukaryota; Metazoa; Mollusca; Cephalopoda; Octopoda; Octopodidae
Product: N-fatty-acyl-amino acid synthase/hydrolase PM20D1.2
Exons: 11
Coding region: 164-1681 (505 amino acids)
Biological process (GO): amino acid metabolic process
Molecular function (GO): hydrolase activity, acting on carbon-nitrogen (but not peptide) bonds, in linear amides
Source: RefSeq, a predicted model, not a curated record